Messenger RNA from Cylindrotheca closterium, 2049 nucleotides. The record is from the annotation of a GenBank genome assembly. Lineage: Eukaryota; Bacillariophyta; Bacillariophyceae; Bacillariales; Bacillariaceae.
AUGAACGACGAGGAACAGGAUUGGGACAGUCUGGAAUAUGUAGACUGCAACAGUCUGGAACACGCUCCACCUACAUCUACGCCAACUACAGCACCUGUUUCCAUUCUUCGUCCUGCAAGAAAAGAUUGGAAAUCACCGAGAACCACCAAUCGUGUCAGUUUCACCCUGACCAAUCAGAGAAGAAACUUCAUGCCAGACCCGGAAGAUAUUCAAUCCAGGAAGAAUCGAAUUCGAGACAUUUACAGUCAGAUUAGAUAUCAUGGACUAUGCAAGUAUUUUGAAGAACGAGUGCUUCCCCAGCUGCGGAGUACUGUGAUGGCCAAGAGGAAGGCCAAGAGAAAGGCCAAGAAAAAGGUUCAUCGAAAGAUUGAUUUCAAACCUACCCUUCCUGUCAUUACUGAAGAUCCAGAAGAAGAAGACAAGAACCACUUUGACUCGUCUUUGGAUGCUGGAUUAAUUGAUGAAGACAUUGAUUCGGAAGGUCCAAGCUUUGCACUUGCGCUUGAGAAUCACCACCAAAUGCUUCGCACAACCGUCCUUCCUGAUAUGCUCUCCAAUAUUCCCGUACCAAUGGAUUUGGAUGAUGACGACAACGUCGAGCCCAAUGACAUGCAAGAUGAAGCACCACGAUUGUCACUCAAGAGAACUGCAACUUGCUCCCUUGUUUCCUCCCGGCCUACCAAGCGUCGCAAAUUGAAUUCAUCUACGGUUCCAACUUCUGCUACAGAAUGGGCCAAACGAAUCAAUGAACGAUUCACUCCUUUGCUACCUGUCAUUAUUGAAGAUCCAGAAGAAGAAGACAUCAUCAUGAGUACUUUUGACUUGUCUUUGGAUGCUGGAUUGAUUGAUGACAACAGCGACUCUGACGUUGCAAGCUUCGCCAAAGGAGACGACGAGGUUUUCUUCCCCAUGAACGACGAGGAACAGGAUUGGGACAGUCUGGAAUAUGUAGACUGCAACAGUCUGGAACACGCUCCACCUACAUCUACGCCAACUACAGCACCUGUUUCCAUUCUUCGUCCUGCAAGAAAAGAUUGGAAAUCACCGAGAACCACCAAUCGUGUCAGUUUCACCCUGACCAAUCAGAGAAGAAACUUCAUGCCAGACCCGGAAGAUAUUCAAUCCAGGAAGAAUCGAAUUCGAGACAUUUACAGUCAGAUUAGAUAUCAUGGACUAUGCAAGUAUUUUGAAGAACGAGUGCUUCCCCAGCUGCGGAGUACUGUGAUGGCCAAGAGGAAGGCCAAGAGAAAGGCCAAGAAAAAGGUUCAUCGAAAGAUUGAUUUCAAACCUACCCUUCCUGUCAUUACUGAAGAUCCAGAAGAAGAAGACAAGAACCACUUUGACUCGUCUUUGGAUGCUGGAUUAAUUGAUGAAGACAUUGAUUCGGAAGGUCCAAGCUUUGCACUUGCGCUUGAGAAUCACCACCAAAUGCUUCGCACAACCGUCCUUCCUGAUAUGCUCUCCAAUAUUCCCGUACCAAUGGAUUUGGAUGAUGACGACAACGUCGAGCCCAAUGACAUGCAAGAUGAAGCACCACGAUUGUCACUCAAGAGAACUGCAACUUGCUCCCUUGUUUCCUCCCGGCCUACCAAGCGUCGCAAAUUGAAUUCAUCUACGGUUCCAACUUCUGCUACAGAAUGGGCCAAACGAAUCAAUGAACGAUUCACUCCUUUGCUACCUGUCAUUUUUGAAGAUCCAGAAGAAGAAGAAGAACAAGACAACUUUAGCGAUAUUGAAUCGUCUUUGGAUGCUGGAUUGAUUGAUGACGGCAUUGAUUCUACCGAGGAUCCUUUGGAGGAUACUAUCAUCGAUGACGACAUUCCGGCACCACCGCCCGAGGACUCUGACAUCGCAGCUACUAUUGAUAUUCCUCCUGAUGGGAUGGGAUCGGGAUGGACCGAGUCUGGAAAGCGCUACAGCCUUCGACGGGCCAAGCUUCUCAUUCCACAUGCAGAGGAUACUUUCACCGAAGCUUUGGGAUCUGGCAUGACGGAACAAGGAAGACGAUACAGUCGCCGAGUGGCAAAUCGACGAAACGGUGCCAAUUAA